GCUCUCUCCUCUUUGGAUAUGGAAGUGGGAAAUCUCACUAUCCUGACCGAAUUCAUCUUGGUGGGCUUCUCAGCAGAUCCCUGGUGGCAGCUGAUUCUAUUUGGAAUAUUUCUGAUGCUCUACUUGAUAACCUUGUUGGGGAACAUGACCCUGGUUAUCUUAAUCCGUAUUGAUUCCCGCCUGCACACACCUAUGUACUUUUUCAUUGGCAAUCUGUCUUUCUUGGAUUUUUGGUACACUUCUGUGUAUACUCCCAAAAUGCUGGCCAAUUGUAUCUCAGAAGAUAAGCGCAUCUCCUUGGCCGGGUGUGGAGCCCAGUUAUUCUUUUCUUGUGUUGUAGCCUACACUGAGUGUUACCUCCUAGCGGCCAUGGCGUAUGACCGCCAUGCCGCCAUCUGUAACCCACUAAUUUAUUCAAGUGUUAUGUCCAGUUCUCUCUGUACUGCACUCGUUGCUGGCUCCUACAUAGGAGGGCUCUUGAAUGCCAUAGCCCAUACUGCCAACACUUUCCGCCUGAGUUUCUGUGGUAAGAAUAUCAUUGACCACUACUUUUGUGAUGUACCACCAUUGGUAAAAAUGUCCUGUACAGAUACUCAUGUAUAUGAAAAAGUCCUCUUGGGUAUGGUGGGCUUCACAGUUCUCUCCAGCAUUCUCGCCAUCCUGAUUUCCUAUGUGAACAUCCUUCGUGCUAUCCUGUGGAUCCGCUCGGCCUCAGGAAGACGCAAGGCCUUCUCUACCUGUGCUUCUCACCUCAUCUCUGUCAUGCUCUUCUAUGGGUCCUUGCUCUUCACAUACUCAAGGCCAAGUUCCAGUUACUCCCUAGGAAGAGACAAAUUAGCUUCCCUAUUCUAUACUGUUGUUAACCCAUUGCUCAACCCUCUCAUCUAUAGCCUGAGAAACAAAGAUGUCAAGGACGCCUUAUGGAAAGCAUCGCAGACCAUAAGGGCACGGAGAUGA
Molecule: messenger RNA, 957 nt
Organism: Manis javanica (Malayan pangolin)
Lineage: Eukaryota; Metazoa; Chordata; Mammalia; Pholidota; Manidae
Product: olfactory receptor 9G4
Biological process (GO): G protein-coupled receptor signaling pathway
Cellular component (GO): membrane
Molecular function (GO): G protein-coupled receptor activity; olfactory receptor activity
Source: RefSeq, a predicted model, not a curated record